This is a messenger RNA of Rhinocladiella mackenziei CBS 650.93, 1032 nucleotides long. RefSeq lists its product as uncharacterized. Lineage: Eukaryota; Fungi; Ascomycota; Eurotiomycetes; Chaetothyriales; Herpotrichiellaceae. The record is from RefSeq and is a predicted model, not a curated record. The transcript is spliced from 2 exons. Bases 1 to 1032 code for a protein of 343 amino acids.
AUGCCAGCUUCGGAUAAUACUCCAGCGCCAACCAGACGUUUUCUUCCUCCAUCUUCCACUGCAAAGUCAUCCGGUCACGCUUCGGCCCGCAAGAAUCCUUUCCAAAGCUCUCGCGCUACACAGUUUCCUUCCUCUAGCUCUGCUUUCACUGCAACUCCUCGAUUUCAGCGGCCGCUUGCUCCACCACGAGAUGACAUACAGACGAGCUUUGAUGAGUACGAAUCGCCAACCUCAGCAAAUAUUCGGGUGACGGGAAACCGGAACGAUGCGAUUGAAUUUGGCGACGAAGGAUCUCCGACCCAGUAUCGAAAUAGGAUUCUUACACCAGUGACCAAAAGGCGCAAAAUUUCCCAUCCAGGACCUAUUCCUGACGAGGCGAUUACCAUCUCAUCUUCCCCAGAUCUCGAUGAGCUCAACAAUGUUGAUCCACGAGAUCUCUCCGACUCUCCGGUCUCGCAGUUUGAUCUGGAAGACAAUUUGGAAAUUCCAGUAAAGCCAACGGAAACCGAUAAAUCAAGCCGUAUAACCCGUUUUAAACCCACCACUCCAGUCUCUGUUCAAUCCACAUCUUUGCCUAGAACUGUAUUCAAGUCUCUUGCAGAAGAAGCUCCGCAUGGGCCUUCAGGAGAUGUUCCUGUCUUGCCAGAUGUUUUUUCUCCGUCACGACGCAAAGGCAAGCGAGACUAUGUUUCAGGUGGCAGUGCGGCUUUGGUCAGAAGUUGGGUCCUUAAUAUUGCCGCUCAAGAGUCACAACCGACAAAACUCUCUGAAAUGGUGAUUGUCAUUGCCCAUGUCAGAAAAGACACUAGUGGCCGUUUCGUUGUUGCCACGGACGAGAGCGGAACACGGUGGCUCCUCCCAGAUCAGCAGCAAAAAAGAGACGCCGGCAUCAAAUCUAGCUUGACCGGUCUUCGUCCUGGAGUUCGGCUCUUGCUGAAGGGCCAGUCCACCAAAUGGUCUUUACAUAUUGGGCCUCCUGCUUUGACCGACGUGGUGGUAGCUGCCUACUGGGAGAACCUUUCUUCGAACUGA